Messenger RNA from Coregonus clupeaformis (lake whitefish), 1067 nucleotides. RefSeq names its product cyclin-dependent kinase 2-associated protein 1. The transcript is spliced from 4 exons. The record is from RefSeq and is a predicted model, not a curated record. Gene Ontology annotation, cellular component: cytoplasm; nucleus. Bases 197 to 529 code for a protein of 110 amino acids. NCBI's taxonomy places the organism in Eukaryota, Metazoa, Chordata, Actinopteri, Salmoniformes, Salmonidae.
CCAUAAAUUGGAGAGGGGUUACAUCGUAUCUGCACGGGCCCAAUCACAGUUUUGGAGAGAAGACGGGAGAAUCUUUAGAAGAGGGGCCUCCGGUGCACGUGUCUUGUAGUAGAUACGAUUUUGUUUGAUCUUUGCGGUUAAUAUUUAGAUAAGAGGGACAUUUUGGGAGGGGAAAGUGUGGCCAAUUGAGGCAACAAUGGAUGCUUCUCCAAAUCCCCAGACAAAGACAGUUGGAAACAUCCAGUCUCCGUCAGCAGCCAACUUGGCCACGUUGCAGUCCUACAGGCCGCUGGUGAACGAUGUUUACGCACCACCCUCCUUGGGCUUUACACAGGGAUCCAGCAGCAGCCAGGUGCCCCAGAGUAAGUAUUCAGAGCUGCUGGCCAUCAUCGAGGAGCUGGGGAAGGAGAUCCGGCCCACCUACGCCGGCAGCAAGAGCGCCAUGGAGAGAAUAAAACGAGGUAUCAUCCAUGCCAGGGGACUGGUGCGGGAGUGCUUGGCAGAGACUGAGAGAAACGCCAGGUCCUAACUACAGAAGCACUACCCUCUCCUGUAGAAGAACCCACACUCUCACUCACCAUGUAAAAGACAACUGCAUGGCACAUCCUCUAAAAAGAGGAAUGGAAAACAAAAUAAGGGAUGGUUGAAAAAGUCACAAAUGUUUCUGGAAGGUUGAAAUGUGAGAAAGGGGACACUAGAAUAUAAUUCAGAAUUCAAAUGAUUUGUUUUUUCUUCAUGCCCCAUUUUGGGUCACAGUUUCCUGACUUCAUAUUUAAAAUGAAUAGUAAUUUUUGCAUGCAAACCUAUGGGUCCACCAUGGCCUUUGGUUAAUUGUAGACAUUGCAUGGCAUGUACUGGAUUAGACUAGGAGAGAAACUCUUUUUGAUAGCUAUUGGUCUGAAUUCCAGACCCUUAAUUGUUGAACAAGUGAAGGACAGAAAAGUGCCAAAUACAUUGGUUCAUUCAUGUUGAGGUUCUUUUUUGGGAUUAAUAAUAAAUGCUGUUACUUGCAUCUUUGUAUGUAUUUAUUACUUGUGUAAUAAAAUGUAUUUUCAAUACAAAAGUAA